GAGAGAAAACUGGCAAGUACAGCUCAUGAAGGAAAUCACCUACACAAAAGGACACAGAAAAUCUAAUUUUUCAUUUUUGCAAUCUCUCCAUCUGAAAAUCUUAUUCUAAGGAUUUAUAUCAGGAAGUGAAGAACACUAAUGUUUAAGAGCCACAUCAUUCUUCUCUGUGGUGAAGCUUCUGGGACAUCUCCUUAUUUUUCUGGAACUGGAACUAUAAUCUCCCUUUCUUGAAAGGAGACAGUUGUGAAAAAAUAUUGAGUGGCAUCACAAUGGGAGUAACAAUACAAAAUGUAACAGGAAGCACAGCAAUGGUAAUUUGGCCAACCAUGGCCAUUUGUGCUGACAGCUUUUACAGUAUUAUGUAUCAUCCCAACCGGAACAACAUGCUGUCAGGUUAUUCAAGAAAAAAUUUUCAGAAAGAAGAGCGAGUGCCUGCUAGUCGUUCUUCAUUUGUCGUCGAAAACCUAACUCCACUAACCACCUACAUAUUGUGCGUAACCUGCCAAUCUGCAAACCCAUCCAGCGACCAGUGCAGAAUUUUUCACACAUUAGAAGAAGAUCCAGCAUCUGCAAGCAACAAAAAAAAAGAUCUGGCCCUGGGUAUCUGGCUAACUAGCAGUAUUCUGCUUCUCAUCAUUGCCGGGAUCCUCCUUUAUGGCUGCCUGCAUAUAUGGUACCGCAAGAGACGAGAACGUGUAGAAGGACAAAACAUGACCUCAGACCAGGACAAGGAGGAGGCUUGGACAAUAAACAAGUCACACACCCCAGAGCAGUUUAACAGGCAAGGCAGAUUAGUCCAAAGUGUUGAGGGUAAGAAUGCAGAAGGUAUCCAACUGGCUACCAUAAUAGAAAAUCCCUUAACUUCUAAGGAGCCUACCAUGCAAACUUCCAAAAGCCAGGAAUUAGUGCCGAUGACAGUUGGGCCAUUUUAAUUGGUAAACGCCACUGCACAGAUUAACAGUGCACCAUGAGUGAAAUAUUUUAACCCAACAAGUUCUAUACCUUUUACGGUUUGUAUUUGCAGUGUUUAAUUCUUGCUGAUGCACUCUCAUCAGCAUUCUUAUCCACAAUUGCCCCUCCCACCAUCACACAUACAGCUGGAAGGUUCUCAGUAUUAAGGUUUAGAACUAAAUAGUCUCUUGAUUUGAUUAAGAAAAUAUUAUCAAGCAUACAGCAUAGAAAUCAAAGGGUAUUCUUGGUUUUUGUUUUGGAGGGAGAGAAUAAGGUUUAUUCCAAAACGGUAACCCAAAAUAAACACACGAAUGAAAAGGACAAAGGGAGAAUUAUUAUUCAAUAAUAAAACAAACUGAAAAUUGCAUAUUGAGACCUGGUAUUCUCAUGCUGCAGGCAGCUCGAAUGCCCUGUAUUAAAUGACUACAUCUAUAAUGGUCUGUCACGUUUUUUUAUCCACAUCAUUCAGAAUCAGGUUGUUUCUGAAACUGCACAGCUCAUUGCUGUACAGUGUACUUGACAGUUCCAUUCAAAACAAGUUCUAGUUAUAGGACACCAGCUAAAUUCCAUUGAUAUUCGAAAAAAGGGAUUCCUAUUUCACCCAACUUAAAAAUGCACUCAGGAUGGUGACACCAGCAAGAGGCACUCUAGCUACACCACCAUGAGAGGUUAAGGUGUUUAAUGCUUAAUGCUGCAGUUAUAAGAGGGAAGUGCUCAUUGCACAGCAUGGAAAGGGGAGAUCAUGAGACCCAAAACUAUGACUCAUGAUUGCUCUGUCCCUAAACUGAAGGGGGAGAACAAAACACAAUGGGCAGGUUUUUAUCCAGCCACCAAUUUCUGUUAAGGUACCAAGAGUAAAAGCAACUAGACUAUGACUGAGUACAUGUAUUUUUGAGAUUAUGGAAAUGUACACGCAACUUUAGUUGUCCUGAAGAUCUUGGCAAGUUGCCAACACUGUCCUUGAACUGGCAACUUGGGCACUCUGGAAGAAUGAUAUAUCCAGUCUGUUUUCACACAUUCACAUUCCAUAGUUUUAAAUCUAUUAAGCACAUAUUUCUUCCUUUUAUGUUGAUAUUUUACUGUUAUUGUAUAAUACGCUGUGUGUGUGUGGCUGUACGAUAUACUGUGAUUUUAUGCAUUUAUUUUAAACUGAUAUUAAAAGAAUGUAUAUUUAAACUCAACAUUCACUUAGCCGGCUUGAUCUAUUCCAGCAGCCAAAGAAGGGCAACUGUUAGCAUAGCUAUUGCCAUCAAUUCUAAUGGCUUUCUGGAAGCCAAGGUGGUCUAUUACAGACAAGUCUGAUAAUGUAGCACCCACCUAAACACUUCACAGCAGGCAGUGUGGCUUUUCCAGCUACUCCACUCCUGCAGUGUUUCAACCAUUCUGUGACUGAUACUUCAGUUUUCUUAGUGCUAAGGUAGUCAUACACACGGAAAUCAUAGCUGGCACAACCCGAAAACAAAUUUGC
Mauremys mutica (yellowpond turtle) is the source of this 2419-nucleotide messenger RNA. Its product is annotated as fibronectin type III domain-containing protein 9-like. The transcript is spliced from 2 exons. Lineage: Eukaryota; Metazoa; Chordata; Testudines; Geoemydidae. Gene Ontology annotation, molecular function: protein binding. The record is from RefSeq and is a predicted model, not a curated record. Bases 270 to 932 code for a protein of 220 amino acids.